Molecule: messenger RNA, 1525 nt
Organism: Zea mays
Lineage: Eukaryota; Viridiplantae; Streptophyta; Magnoliopsida; Poales; Poaceae
Product: dihydroflavonol-4-reductase
Exons: 4
Coding region: 253-1236 (327 amino acids)
Molecular function (GO): oxidoreductase activity, acting on the CH-OH group of donors, NAD or NADP as acceptor
Source: RefSeq, marked provisional
AUCUCCUCUCCUCUCCCGGCUCGGAAUAACCCGUCUCUCUCGCCCGCCCUGUCCUUGCCGGCCGGCCCCGGCCCCGGUCUCUUCUCUUCUUCUUCUUUUUCUUCCCGCUAUAUAUACUGCGCGCCUCACCUUCCCCUCUUUGCAAUCCGUAUCAUCAUCUUGGCCUCGUCAAUCCACCACCACCGUCGUCGCUGAGCUCCUCCUCCGGCUUCGCUUCGCUGUCUUGCCUCCUCCUCGGUCGAAGAAGAAAACAUGUGUCCGGGAUCCGUGGAGUCGUCGUCGGCGGCGGCGGCGGGCAAGAGCGUGUGCGUGAUGGACGCCGCGGGGCCGCUGGGCCACGCGCUCGUGGACCGCCUCCUCCGGCGCGGGUACACCGUCCACGCCGCCACGUACGCCCGCGACGGGGAGGAGGGCGCGGCUGCCGCCGCGCUGCUCGGCCACCUGUCGUGCGCCGCCGACGCGUGCAGGCACCGGCUGAAGCUGUUCCGCGCCGACCCGUUCGACUACCACGCCAUCGCCGACGCCGUGCGGGGCUGCGCCGGCGUCUUCUGCAUGUUCAACACGCCCGACGACCAGGCCCAAUGCGAUGAGUCGACGGUGGAGACGGAGGUGCGCGCGGCGCACAACGUGCUGGAGGCGUGCGCGCAGACGGACGCCAUGGAGCGGGUCGUCUUCACCUCCUCCGUCACCGCCGUCGUCUGGAGCGGCGCCGGCGCCGGCGUCGGCGCCCACAGGGAGGAGGUCGCCGACGAGAGGAGCUGGAGCGACCUCGCCUUCUGCAGGAAGUUCAAGCUGUGGCACGCCCUGGCCAAGACGCUGUCGGAGAAGACGGCGUGGGCGCUGGCCAUGGACAGGGGCGUCGACAUGGUGGCCAUCAACGCCGGCCUGCUGCUGGCCGCCCCCGGGCUCGGGCUCACCGCCGCGCACCCCUACCUAAAGGGCGCCCCCGACAUGUACGACGGCGGCGUCCUCGCUACCGUCGACGUCGGCUUCCUGGCCGACGCGCACGUCGCCGCCUACGAGUCCCCCACCGCCUACGGCCGCUACCUCUGCUUCAGCAACGCCGUCUGCCGUCCCGAGGACGCCGUCAAGCUCGCCCAGAUGCUCUCGCCGGCCGCGCCACGCUCGCCGCCGCCAAGCGACGAACUGAAGGUGAUACCACAGAGGAUCCAGGGCAAGAAGCUCAACAAGCUCAUGCUGGAGUUCGCCAGCGGGGUAUACGGGGAGCUGGACUAGGAAGGAACUGCCGUGCCAGGCCACAGAUGAUGCGAUGCGACUAGGGCUGUUGUAUUCUUUUGUACGUAGUACUAUUUGUAGUUUUCGCCCCCCUCACAAAAAAAAAGGAGGGAAAUCUGUUUGGUUGGCCAAAAUGUGCCAUACGCUCGCUGUACAUGGCCAAACACGCCACGUGUGUUGUUGAUACAGCCCCUGCCAGCAGCAGGGGUGGGUGGGGAUGGGGAGAGCAUUUCAGUGAUCGGGUUGCCAACGAAAUACAAUAUCAUAUCUAGGUUCGUGAGUUACAUCC